Zootoca vivipara (common lizard) is the source of this 1381-nucleotide messenger RNA. It is a transcript of the gene PDLIM1, whose product is annotated as PDZ and LIM domain 1. Lineage: Eukaryota; Metazoa; Chordata; Lepidosauria; Squamata; Lacertidae. Gene Ontology annotation, molecular function: actin binding; muscle alpha-actinin binding. Gene Ontology annotation, biological process: heart development; actin cytoskeleton organization; muscle structure development. Gene Ontology annotation, cellular component: adherens junction; Z disc; filamentous actin. The record is from RefSeq and is a predicted model, not a curated record.
GCCCGAGUCCCCGCCCCGGGGUGGGGCGGAGCAGCCUAGCCCCGCCGCGCCGGCUAGAUCGCGCAGCCUGCGGCGAAGCACCAUGAGCAAGACCCACCGUAUCGUUCUCCAGGGGCCGGCGCCCUGGGGUUUCCGCCUGGUGGGGGGCAAAGACUUCGAACAGCCGCUCACCAUCUCCAGGGUAACCCCUGGCAGCAAAGCGGCAGCUGCCAAUUUAUGCAUUGGAGAUGUUAUCAUGUCCAUUGAUGGGGAAGAUACAGAAAGCAUGACUCACCUAGAAGCACAGAACAAAAUCAAGGGCUGCAUAGAUGAAAUAAUUCUGACCGUGGGCAGAACUGAAUCAAAAAUAUGGUCGCCGCUGGUUACAGAGGAAGGGAAAACCAAUCCGUACAAGAUGAACCUGGCAUCCCAGCCACAGCUGCCUGGGCCGUUUCAGCGCGCUUUCAGUAUGACGUAUGAGCCUUUAAAAUUGCCUCCCCACUCGCUCAGUCCUUUGUCACCUGCUGGCGGGUUCAAGGCUCCUUUUGCAUCGGUCUAUAACCCACUACAGGCCUCUUCCUCCUCCUCCCCUUUGCGAAGGAGGCACAGCACCUCGUCCAUCCCCAGCCAAAUCCGAGUGGGCCCCGAACAGCUCAAGGAAGUUGCUCAGAUCUGCCCCAGCAGCCCUGUGGAAGUGGACGUGCCGGGACUCAAAGUGCGGCACGUACAGUUUAACUCUCCUUUGCAGCUCUAUUCACAGAAAAACAUCCUGGAUUCUUUGCAGGGGCAGAUCUCUUAUGUUAGCCCCACCUUCCCCAGCUUGGACCAACUUAACCAGCCUGCCGGUAACUUAGUGAUUGACAGGGACUCUGAGGUCUACAAAAUGCUGCAGGAGAACCAAGAUUCUGCAGAGCCGCCUCGACAAUCCACCUCAUUCUUGGUGCUCCAAGAAAUUUUAGAAUCUGAAGAAAAAGAUCCCAAUAAGCCUUCCGGAUUCCGAAGUGUGAAAGCACCAACAACCAAAGUCGCGGCAUCGAUUGGAAAUUCCCAGAAGCUUCCUGUCUGUGAUAAGUGUGGAUCUGGCAUUGUAGGUGUGUUUGUGAAGCUCCGGGAGAAGCACCUCCACCCAGAGUGCUACGUGUGCAGCGAUUGUGGAACAAACCUGAAGCAAAAAGGGCACUUCUUUGUGGAGGAUCGCAUCUACUGUGAGAAGCACGCCCGGGAACGGGUCACCCCGCCUGAAGGAUAUGAUGUAAUCACUGUGUUUCCAAAAUGAGUGUUUCUCCAGCGCUCCACCAGGCACCACUGUCUUCUGCCUCUGAAUUCUCGUCACGGAGGCUCAGCAAGGCUUUUGCCAGUGGACCUUUUUAUACCGCUAGUAAGUGAACCACUUCCAAUUUUA